Messenger RNA from Drosophila grimshawi, 825 nucleotides. It is a transcript of the gene Sld5, whose product is annotated as DNA replication complex GINS protein SLD5. The transcript has 3 exons. The record is from RefSeq and is a predicted model, not a curated record. The coding region runs from base 19 to 711 and encodes 230 amino acids. Gene Ontology annotation, cellular component: GINS complex. NCBI's taxonomy places the organism in Eukaryota, Metazoa, Arthropoda, Insecta, Diptera, Drosophilidae. Gene Ontology annotation, biological process: double-strand break repair via break-induced replication; DNA-templated DNA replication.
UCCAUACCAAAAAAAAUUAUGUCGGAAAGCGAAAAUCUUGAAGAGGCUUUAAAUGAGCAGGAGUUGAAUACAGAGGCAGCUUAUGCGGAAGAAGAUAACGAUGACGAGGAUGCGGAGCCAAUAACAGCACAGAAAGUUCUGGAAAUAUUGGAGACUGCCUGGACAAACGAAAUGUGUGCUCCGGAACUGCUGCAGCAUCAGACGGACAUGUUAGAGUUGAUGCUGUCACAGGUGGCGCACAUGGAGGAGCAAAUGAAGGAUCUGGACAAGAACGACUUUCGCUUUGUGGUGCAUCAAAUGGAACUCGAACGCAUCCGCUACAUCAUGGCCAGCUAUUUGCGCUGCCGUCUGCAGAAGAUCGAGGCCUUCACCCAGCACAUCAUCAACCAGGAUGCAACACGCGAUGCGACCGACAAGCGUCUGUCGCCCGAGGAGGCGAAAUAUGCCCAGGAGUUCGCAUCCCAUGUGGAUGAGUACUUCAACAAGGUUGCCACACAAUACAUGCCCAAUCAGCAGCGCGGCGAGGCGGAGCAGCGCGUUGUGGCACCAAAUCUCAUGAGCCACGUCUUCCUCAAAGCGAAUGUUGCAGUGUCUGGUGUGAUUGUGGGCGUUGAUGACGAGGAAGUGGAUCUGGCGCCCGGUUCGCAGCAUAUUAUACCGUACCAGCUGGUGUCUGAUCUGAUACAGAAGAACCAAGCGCAACUAAUUUAAAAUCCAAACAAUACUUAAUAUUAAAUACAACCAAAAUUUAUCCAAUUACAUUUUUGGCGCCCUCUCUGCUACCAGUGUUGGCUAACGCUAAUUAUUGCGCCAUUUGUAUAAACA